Molecule: messenger RNA, 1368 nt
Organism: Soboliphyme baturini
Lineage: Eukaryota; Metazoa; Nematoda; Enoplea; Dioctophymatida; Soboliphymatidae
Source: the annotation of a GenBank genome assembly
AUGACAGCGAGCGAUUUCGCUGACUUUAUGGAUUCGAUUGGCAUUGAUUUGGAAAAUUUCGCCCAGUACUUCAGGGCCUUCGACGUUAACGGUAGCGGCGUCAUCACUUUGUCUGACUUCGUCCUUGGUCUGGUGGCAUUGGACAAACGAACUCCCAACCAUCGCUUUCGAAUCGACUACAUAUAUCGGUUCUACUGUGAGAACAAAACAUUGAUGACUUCUUUGGAGUGCCAACGGAUGCUUGACGAUAUGAUUUUGAAAGGGAGAAAAAACGAAGCUGACGUCAACCCCAGCCUCAAACAUUUCAACGGCGACUUCACACUCAAAAAGUUCCGGCGACUCGUCGGUUCCUUAACUCUGAGGCACACAUCGUCACUUUUUCGGGCGAACUUGGACGGUCUUCUGAAAUCGAUCAUGCACGACGAGGUUCCUCUCAAGGACGAACCACUAUUGUCUAGUAGUAAUGACGCGGUGAACGAGGCAGGCGGUUCACUCUCUUCUGUGUCCAGUAGCUCGUCGUACGAGUUCGCACACACAAAGUUCAUAUUUUCUGACUGGCGAUUGUUGGUGCCAGAUGUAAAUCUCUCCGACAUGAAGACAGCGUCUGCCCGCUUACAUUCCACCACACCGAGCGAAUGCGCCAUGGAGAUACUUGUUGCGCUGAAGUUCUUCGAAGUUCAAGACAUUUCUGCGAAGAAUUCUAAAAGACCGUAUUCUUGGUCUUCCGUCACAUUGGACAGCCUCGUCGCUGACUUUCUGGUUGUGUGUCGAUCCGUAGGCAAGACUAUGUUGCGCGAAUCGACAUGUCUUAAAUUGAAAAGCCCAGUUUUUGUGUUUGGAAACCUUCGAGGCAAUUUUUCUUUUGCAUCUGAACUGAUAAGUCAUCUAUUUCCACUUGGCGUCAACAUGUCCCCGUACGCAGUUUGCGUCUUUGGCGAAUUUAUCGGUGACACAGAUUGCAAUUUUGAAUUGCUGUUUCUACUGUUUGCCUUGAAGUCGCUGUACCCGCAGAAGGUUUUCUUGCUGAACGGCGUCAGUGACCUGUCGGAUGAGCAUGAUUCGUAUUUGAACAAGUCGAUCGUCGAUGAUAAAGAAAGCGAAUCAUGCGGUACAACCACGUCCACGAAACUGGACUUAUGUUUGGAUGCCGUUUAUAAAGCGUUUGUUGAUGCAGACUUUACGCAUCUGAUUGUUUCCGAUGACCCUACUGAUGACGAAAAGUCAUGUAGCAAGGAAGAAGUUGUCAAUGUCUACGUUUCCGUCGUUGGUGAAUCAACCGAGGCUCAGAUUUGCAGAGUGGCGGACAACGUCGUGAAUUUGAUUCUGUUUUGUUUCACUCCAUAUCCCCAUUGUAAAGAAAUGCUUUAA